AUGGUGCCUGUCCGCAAGCACAUCUCAGCUGCCACCGACGAUGAGGUCGUUGAGAUCGUUAAGAUGGCUCAACCAGCCUUGGUCUCAAGUCCCCAGCACGACACCCAGCGUACUCGCCAUCACAUCUGCUUCGCGCCAGCCGAGCAAGCCUACAACCAUGGCUCAGAUCGCCUGCGCCCUCUCCGCACCAUGCCCUUCGACCUCGAGACAUGGAUCGGUGAUUUUGACCACCUCAGUAAUCGCGUCUGGCCACACCCUAGCUACACUGAACUGCUGGCGCGCUUCCUCACCGGCGAUCCGCGAUUCCCUCUCCCGGACACCAUCGCCAAGGAUGAGAGGCUGCAGAACUUGCGUUUGAGAUGUUGUGGUGAGAGUUGUUCUCCUACUUCGCAGAGCCCUUUUGUCGAGUAUGAGAAGCCUUCUCGAUUGGAAAAGUUGUCGUUUGAGCUGGUGGGAGAUGUCAUAAUCUAUCCCUUCUAUGUCCGUCUGUCCAAGGAGACUGGACUGCAGAAGCUCUUCGCCAUCUUACAUCGCCAGAUGAACGGCGAGUAUCACUUCUGGAAGGCCGCCGGCGGCUAUCAUGAAUCCUAUGGUCUCUCCAAGGGAAACGUAUCUGUAUUCAAGAGUCCCAGGUCGGCUCACAGCACCGAUAUUGGCACAUUGGGCUCGCCUAAGAAGGGUUUGUCGGUACGCGAAGUCGCUCUCAGCAGACAAAAGGGAGUCGACCUCGAUGAUCCUGACGACGUGCCCCUGAAGCUUAUGCAGAAGGCACGUUCGCUCGCCGUGGGUGGUGGCUUGGACAAACAGGUUACGAGUGGUCAAGAUGAAGCUUCCUCCAAGCUUCACUCCAAGAAACGCCCUCUUGUGGAACCAAUCGACUCGAUGCGUAAGAAACACCAGAGCGGCACGAAAGUCUGUUCCGAAACCUCGACGACUUCCAAGACUGUGUCGAAACAGCUCGUUUCUAGGCCCUUGUCCAAGACACCCCUUGGGCAGUCGGGCCAAAUCACCAACAAGACACAGAAGCCCGAUCGCUCACUGAUGCAUGUCAAAGAGGUAUGCAUGCUUGCCUAUCACCUCACAGGAGAAGGUUACAGUUUGCAGUACCGAACCAAUUGUUUCACAAUCGAGUUUGGGCAAGAACCACUAAUCGAUCCAAUCAAUGGUCUUUCAUUCAAGAUAACCAAGAACCAUGCACCGUACGUCCUGUUCAGCCGCCAGAGCUCUUUCAAGGUGAUUCUAAGCCAGAGCACAACCCACGACAUCAACGAGACGGACGAUGAUAUCACCGGCGGCAUCAUUCUGUUGGAGUUCGACGGAGGGGUUGCUCGCGACGAUUUCAUGGCUCGCAUCAGAGAGACGGUUGGAGGGUCUGCGGGUGGCAUUAGCUCUGCCGAUGAUUUUGUUAUCGAAACCAUGUACGGAAAGCUCACGCAGCAGCUCAAUAGCCGUCGAAGUGCUCGGUCUGAUUCCCAGAAAACCACUGAGCCCACGGUUCGCGAGUCGAUCGAGAACCUCACGGCAACUGUCUUGGAGAGUAGCGGCAACUCUGAAGGCGACAAGACUGUAUCCUGCCCUGCUAUCAUGAUCAAGUCUUCUCCAUCACACGCACCAAGAACCCCUGUAAACCUCAGCGUUCCGGAGUACCCAGCCACCCCAGUGUCUGACGGACCUUUACCCGAUCAUCGCUCUACCGAGACCGUGUCAUCUGCGAAUGAUCCUUCUCCAGUCGCAACAGUUCCGACGACCGCAUUGGCUCCAUCAAACAAGACCAACAUGUUCUCGACAGAGGCUGACGGAUCCAGUAACGAGGCCGCGAUGAAGAAAGCACUGUCCAGUCUAUUGCAUGAUACCUACAUCAAAUAUCCCAGCGCACAGGAUGACGACGAGGUGGAGACCAUGGCGCUUCUGUUGAAGGCGCCUCUUAUUGCUGGCGAUAUGGCACGUGUGAGGGAGCUGAGGAUGGAAUUGAAGGUGUACCUGAUCGCUCAUCACGGUUAG
Molecule: messenger RNA, 2001 nt
Organism: Aureobasidium pullulans EXF-150
Lineage: Eukaryota; Fungi; Ascomycota; Dothideomycetes; Dothideales; Saccotheciaceae
Exons: 3
Coding region: 1-2001 (666 amino acids)
Source: RefSeq, a predicted model, not a curated record